CUGAUUGUAAGUUUUCCUUAGAGUUUAUGUAUAGACUUGUUAAUUUCUUAUAACUUCCUAAAACCAAUUGAUAUGCAUGAACAUGUGCAUCCUUAAAAUCCAAUCUUGUGGAUGAAUUUUCAGACAAUUCAAGAAUUUAUUCUUCAUCUUUAUUUCUUGUACAAUAAGUUAUGGCCUUGGGUAGUGUAAUUGCCCAGCUUCAAUCUGCUGGUAAACGGAAACGUCUCCGUAAAUCAGCGUUCCAGAUAGUAUCCCACUGCCGCAAGUUCCCCAAAGUGUCGCUUUCUCGAAAAGUAAACCAGUGUAGGAAUUAUCACACUAUCAGCUUGAUUGGAAAAUUAACCCCCGAGGGAUCCAACCUUUUGGAUGUCCUCUUCAUGACCUCAUUUCCCAAUCGAGACUUGCUCAAUCCAGAAGGGUCAGAUGGUGGUAUCUGGGUUAGUAUCACGGAACCAUUUGCUCGGUCACCAGAACGGAGGUUUGCCGGGGUGGUUUCCACAUGGAACAAUUGCAGAUUCAAAGAUAAGUUCAAUGAGAAUGCCGAGUUGUUUAAAGCUUGUGUUGCUGAUGUCUAUAUAUUUUCAAGUAACUCCGAGAAUGAGUUUUGCUGGAACGAACUCAAGGUAUUCUUCAAGAACACGCUUGUAUUAUUUGGUCAACUGAGAAUUGAUAAGUAUAACUGUCAUGACCAUCGGGCAUUGUUGUUGGUUGUCCAUCGCUCUAGGUAUAGAAACAUAUAUGACAUCGAUGCCUUUGAAUCCAAAGUCAGAGAUAUCUGGAAAGAGAUCUAUAACACCUCUGAUUUCGACAAUUACUUUGUCAUCCAGUCUCAUACAAUAAGUCCAACAAACUAUAUGAAGGACAUAGAUACGAUAAAAUCCUGUCUAAUGGUGAAUCAGUUUUUGCGGGCCAAUCAAUGCGAGUUUAAAAUUCCCUUUGCGGAAUGGUUGCAAAAUGCUAGCAAAUGCUGGGAAUAUUUAUCAACAACUCCACCUCCGUAUGAAUCCCAGGAACAGACUAGAAAAGAUGUACCACUUAGUCGGACUGAAAAACUGAUUGCCGAAUUUAGUUUUGCUAUUUUAGGAUUCCGGUCAGAUGGUCAUUAA
Messenger RNA from Spathaspora passalidarum NRRL Y-27907, 1106 nucleotides. RefSeq lists its product as uncharacterized. Lineage: Eukaryota; Fungi; Ascomycota; Pichiomycetes; Serinales; Debaryomycetaceae. The transcript has a single exon. The coding region runs from base 171 to 1106 and encodes 311 amino acids. The record is from RefSeq and is a predicted model, not a curated record.